GAACCAAUACGUUUCAACUCUACCACUUGUUGAGCUAAUUGAGGCGGUCGUGUGAUCACUGAUCAGUAAUUCUUCGUUCACGCGAUCAUUCUUCAGUCUUCAGCCAGCUCCCGAACGGAUCUGAGCUCCUCUAGAGUUCUGCGCUCUCCUUAUACCCGAAAAGAAUUCAGAUCUCGAUCUCUGUCGUUACUUUCAAAAAGAACGUGCCCUUCGUACGGACAACAACAUCAAAACAUUUGUUUAAAUACACAAAUCAACUAUGACCCUCAGGGACUGGGGAUAUCGCCUGCUGCCAGGUCUAAAGUGGCUGCACGGAUACACCGGCCAGGAUGCAGUGGCGGAUCUGAUAGCUGGAGUAACAGUUGGACUCACGGUAUUGCCGCAGGGACUAGCCUAUGCGACGCUAGCGGGAUUGGAGCCCCAGUAUGGCCUUUACUCCGCUUUUGUGGGAGGCAUCAUAUACGCCAUGCUGGGCAGCUGCCGACAGGUUACCAUUGGACCCACAGCUUUGCUUGCCCUGAUGACUAGUCGGCACACGGGAUUUGGAUUGGGCUCGGGUCCAGCCUACGCGAUACUCUUGUGCCUUAUCUCCGGUGUAGUUGAGCUGGGAAUGGCUGUGCUAAAAUUGGGCGCCCUGGUGGAUCUAAUAUCACUGCCUGUUACCGUGGGAUUUACCUCGGCCACUGCCGUUAUCAUUGGCACCUCACAGUUGAAGGGUUUGCUGGGUCUGCGAGGUGGUUCCGGGUCUGAUUUCAUCAACACCAUGCGCUCGGUAUUUGGAAAUCUGCAUAAUGUCAGGCAGGGUGAUUUUACCCUUGGAUUGAUCUCUAUCAUAGUACUGCUGCUGCUGCGGAAACUCAAAGACGUAAAGCUAGAUGGCCGAAUCAGGAACUUACGGACGCAGCAGCUAAUAAGUGGUAGCAUCUGGGUUAUAGCCACCGGUCGGAAUGCCCUGGUAGUGCUAGUUACCAGUGCGCUGGCCUACAGCACGUGCGAGCAAAUGGACAGCUGUCCGUACAUCCUUACUGGCAAGGUGAAAAGCGGUCUGCCAAAUGUGUCGCUACCAAAGUUCGAGACUACGAUUCUGGACAGGAAUGGCACCGAGAUCAGACAGAACUUUGAACAGAUGCUUUCUGAAUUGGGUCCUUCCAUGCUGAUAUUGCCCAUUAUUGCUGUUCUCGGUAAUGUAGCUAUUUCGAAAGCGUUUGGAGGAGCCGGGCUAAGUCCAACGCGGGAACUGGUUGCCCUUUCCAUGAGCAACAUUUGCGGCGCCUUCUGCAGUUCCAUGCCUGUGACCGGAUCCUUCUCGCGGAGUGCUGUCAAUCACGCUAGUGGGGUAAGGACACCCCUUGGAGGAUGUUACACUAGUGUCCUGGUUCUUCUGGCCCUCGGACUUCUGGCACCCUACUUCCAGUACAUCCCAAAAGCUGCUCUCAGUGCGGUCAUCAUCUCUGCAGUGAUAUUCAUGAUUGAGUUCGAGGUCAUCAAACCGUUGUGGCGAUGCAGCCGGCGUGAACUGCUCCCGGGUGCCAUUACCUUUGUGAUGAGUUUGGCUGUGGGCGUAGAAAUAGGCCUUCUGCUGGGCGUGAGCUCCGAUGUGGCAUUCCUGGUUUACCGGGCUGCCCGUCCUGUACUUAGUGUCUCCAAACUGCAAACUACCAGCGGUAUUAAUUAUAUUCUAAUACGUCCUAAGCACAGUUCACUGUACUUUCCGGCCAUUGAAUGGGUCCGCUCGGGAAUCUCCAAAGCUUUGACCAUUCACGGAACAGCUCCUGUGGUCCUGGAUUGCGCUCAUGUUCAUGAUUUCGAUUUCACGGCAGCCCGAGGAAUGGGUUCGUUGCAAAAGGAGCUCGCCAAGGCAAACGUGCCUCUGUUCCUCAUGGGUGCUGACAAGGACAUUGGGAUUAUUCUUAAGGAGUCGACCAACAUCGAUUUCCCCACGAUAGACUGUCCUGAUGAUUUGGAAAUGCUUUUGGAGCAAACUCCCGACUAUGUUCUGCAUUUGCAGAUCUCGACUCCGCUUGUCGAUUCGCGCCUGGUACAUUGCGAUGCCGGAGAACCAACUGAACUGAGUAAACUUAAUGGGAAAACGUGUUAACAGAAAGCUCAAACUAGAGCAAAUAAGGAUAUUGUUUAUGUUAAAUGUACUUAAGUUUUACGUUGCGGCACAAAAUCUUUUUAUGGCAAGGUCAUCUGCAUUGCCUGAAAAAAGUUAAUUGAAAUGCUUUAAUACAGCAUUUAAAGCUCUCUAAACUUCCUAUUUCCUGUUCAAGUAUUUAACUGGAGCUACAUUUCAUUUCCAACUAUUUCAUUCCUAUGUUAUAAUGUUCCCUCGAAUAGAUUAAGCUUAAAUUGUACAUACAUCUAUAUAAGUUUAUGUAAUUGUUUUAAAUUUUGUUUUUUAUAUAAUGUGUAUUUCAAAAUCUACAAAAUAGUUCCAUGACCACUGUUUAACAUUAGGCAUUUUAAGAAAACCAGCCGAAAAUUAUGCACUUAAAAUUCUAAAGAAAGAUUUAAAAAGCAAGCAUAUCCCCAAAAGGCUGCACUGAAAAGCAAAUCAGGUUUCUUUAAAAGUUUUUUUUAUUAAAUCUUACGAAAAUUCGCAUUUAUUUAAUAUUUGUAAUGAAUAAGAACUGAUCCUUAUGGUAAAUCAGAGUAUAAAACUAAUUUUUACAUGCGUAGACACAAUUAAAAAGACAAUUUUAAAUGAAA
Drosophila eugracilis is the source of this 2712-nucleotide messenger RNA. Its product is annotated as sodium-independent sulfate anion transporter. Gene Ontology annotation, cellular component: membrane. The record is from RefSeq and is a predicted model, not a curated record. NCBI's taxonomy places the organism in Eukaryota, Metazoa, Arthropoda, Insecta, Diptera, Drosophilidae. The coding region runs from base 260 to 2098 and encodes 612 amino acids. Gene Ontology annotation, molecular function: sulfate transmembrane transporter activity. The transcript has 6 exons. Gene Ontology annotation, biological process: transmembrane transport.